This is a messenger RNA of Sebastes umbrosus (honeycomb rockfish), 861 nucleotides long. RefSeq names its product MRN complex interacting protein. Gene Ontology annotation, cellular component: nucleus. NCBI's taxonomy places the organism in Eukaryota, Metazoa, Chordata, Actinopteri, Perciformes, Sebastidae. Gene Ontology annotation, biological process: mitotic G2 DNA damage checkpoint signaling. The transcript has 8 exons. The record is from RefSeq and is a predicted model, not a curated record. Gene Ontology annotation, molecular function: chromatin binding. Bases 166 to 663 code for a protein of 165 amino acids.
UGUCCUCCGGCCGAGAGGAGGCGCUCGGCUCGGCUCAUCUCGGUUCAUCUCGGCUGGACUCGGCUCUGACCCUCGGCUGUGACGUCACUGCGGUUCAACAAGACCCGGGAAAAACUGAGCCGGAGGACCAGAACCAGAACCGCAGCCGUUAACUGUCCGUCCGUCAUGGUUCAGGAGUUUCACGUCCUCCAGUGUUUCAGCUGUCAGAGCUUCCAGGUUCAACAGGUGAAGAAGGUGCUCAGGUGGAGCUGUAAACUGUGUGGAGAGAAACAGUCGCUGCUGAAGGAGUUUGGGCGGGGCUCCGGGGCCGACUGCAGACGCCAUGUUCAGAAACUCAACGCCACGAGAGGAGCCAAGAUGGAGGAGCAAGAGCACCACACCUGGUCGCUAUGGAAGCAGGUGGAGGCAGACGGAGAGGAUGAGCCUAAGGAAGAUGACCAGGUGAGCCAGGCUCAGGUGAGUCAGGCUCAGGGGAGCCAGAGCCGCUGGAGCAAAUACCUGGGCACACCUGAGGAGGCGGAGCCAGAGGAGGAUGAAGAGGAGAAUGUUGUGAUGGACAGGCAGCAGCUCCGUGGCAACAACAUGAUUGACAGGAACAGGAAGAGGAAGAGAGUAGAAGGAUGGACGGACGCAGGAGGACAGGACAGCUGGACACCUGAAUAGGACUCUGGAGAGGACUAGCGGAGGAAAUAAAGCAGCCGAACAAUUAUCUCUUCACUCGGCACACCUGCUGCUCACCUGUUCCCACCUCCCCAGUAGUCGCUCACUGUUUAUUCUUCUUUGUUGGUUCCUUGUUGUUGCUGCGUGGAGUUUUAGUUUGAAUCUAAAAGACUUUUUCUUUAUUAAAGUGUCCUCGUUGUA